AUGAGUGAUGUUUUCAAUUUCGCAGAGUGCUUGGGUGAGCAGUGCAAGAGCGUGUGCAUAACAGAAGCCUGCGUGAAAGCCGCGGCCGCCAUGCUGCGGAAUAUGGACAUGAACGUGGACCCGUGCGCGGACUUCUACGAGUUUGCCUGCGGUCGCUGGAAGCUGUACCACGUGCUGCCGCCGGACCGGCCACACUCGGACACGUUCGCCGUCAUGAAAGACGAAAUCAAGGUAGUGCUCAAAGUGAAGGACGAGAUGCUCCUGUGUCUCACUCGCUACGCCGCAAACUCUGCACAGGUUGCUGACCACAGUGGCAUCAAACUUUCUGCGGUACUCCAGAGUGCGAAGAGCCCCAGCUCUCGCCUCGAACAGGAGGCUGCUGCCAAUGCUAUUGUCAUAGAGGCGCGACCCACAGAUGCUGUCCUGGUGUUUCCUGUAGCACUCGAGAGUGGACUUCGCCUCCAUAGCUUCUCGCCAUCGGGUUUCUUCUGCUUCUCUGACUCGCAUGCGGACCUCGACCGUCCACUUGGCUGCUGUUUCAAUAGGACUGGCUUCUGCAAAGAAGCCAUACUUCUUCUCCAGCUGGUAGAGUCGUCGUGUCCAGUCAGUCCUCAUGCAUGUUGCCGAAAGGUACUCGAACACGCGGCGCGCCCAUCGAGUGCGUCGCAUGAGCGUGAGACGACCCCGAUAGGCAAUCUUGCUGGCGGCUUCCCGAGCUUCAAAGCUGGACCAUCCGACGUCUCCCUGAAUCGCCUCGUUGGCCACUCGAUAAUGGCAACCGAGCGCUGCACGGCCGACCUCUCUCUGCUGACGCUCCAACCACUCCCGUGUCAGCUAUUGGAGGCGCCCAUCGACGCAUCCGACAGCAACGCUACCAUCAACGCUAAGAACUUCUACAAGUCCUGCCUGAAUGAGACCAUGAUCGAGGCGCUCCGAGAGAAGCCGCUGCUAGAUCUGCUGCAGAGCGUGGGCUCGUGGCCCGUCAUUACGCCCGACUGGACGGAGGAGGGCUUCGACUGGCUCAACCUGACCGCCAUCAUGCGCAGACACAGCAACGACAUCCUCUUCGCGCAGUGGGUUUCGGCGGACAGCAAGAACUCGACCGUCAACGUCAUACACCUGGAUCAGACCGAAACGGGUCUUCCGAGCCGCGACUACUACAUUCGCGGGACGCAGCAGGUGGAGGCCUACCUGCGGUUCAUGGUCUCCGUGGCACAAUUGCUGGGAGCUAACGAGACGACGGCCAUGCGCGACAUGGAGGACGCCCUCAUGCUUGAAGCCAAGCUCACCAACCUGACGGAACCGAGCGAGUUUCGGCGGAACUUCACCGCCAUGUACAACAAGUGGACCGUAGAGGAGCUACAGGCUGAAGAUCCCUCUGGUGUCAAGGAGAAGAUAAACUGGACGCACUACUUCAAAGUUGUCAUGCCCAUGGAGAUACCGCCUACGGAAGAAGUGGUCAUCUACGCACCGAGGUACAUCAAGCAGAUGUCUCACCUUCUACAUUCCACUCCCAAAAGGGUCGUGGCCAACUACAUCCUCUGGCGCUUCAUAUCGAAGCUGGUGGGCAGCCUUGACAAGAGGUUUGUGGACAAGCAGCAGGAGUACUACGGCGCCAUCUACGGCACCCAGUCGACUCCUCCGCGUUGGAAGAGCUGCACGCUUCUCGUCAACAAGAAGAUGGGCAUGGCCGUCGGAGCACUGUUCGUGCGCCGACACUUCAAUGAGCAGAGCAAAAAGAAGGCCGAGGAAAUGAUCAGCGACAUCAAGGCAGCCUUCUUGGAAAUUCUCACGAACGUGGACUGGAUGGACAAUGAGACCAGAGAAGUCGCCAGAAAAAAGGCCGAGUUCAUGACUCAGAAGAUAGGAUACCCUGAGUUCAUAUCGACACCAGAAGAACUGGACAAGGAAUACGAGGUAGAGUUCAGACCGGACACGUACUUCGAGAAUAUCAUCAAGAGCCUUCGCCACACUGCACUGAAGAUAGCAACGAAGCUUAGGAACAGCGUGGACAAAAACGAAUGGGUCACCUACCCCGCAGUCGUCAACGCCUUCUACACGAGAUCAAAGAAUUUCAUCAGUUUUCCAGCUGGAGUUCUUCAGCCGCCUCUAUACCACCACCAUUAUCCCAAGUCCGUCAAUUACGGUGGCAUCGGGGUCGUCAUUGGUCACGAGAUUACCCACGGCUUCGACGACAAGGGGCGUCAGUUUGACCAAUACGGCAACCUGAAGCAGUGGUGGAAACCUGAGGCGCUCAAGUUGUUUCACUCCAAGGCGCAAUGCAUGAUCGAUCAGUACAGCCGAUACGUUUUGCCUGAAGUCAACAUGGCUGUCAACGGUGUGAAUACCCAAGGGGAAAACAUCGCUGACAAUGGAGGUGUCAAGCAAGCGUUCAAGGCAUACAAGAGCAGCGUGGAGCGCUGGGGUCCCGAACCUCACUUGCCGGGCCUGAACCUGACGCACGCCCAGCUCUUCUUCCUCACUUACGCCCAGAUUUGGUGCGGCACCACGAGGCCAGAGCACGCCGUCAACACCAUCCGCACGGGAAACCACAGCCCGGGCCGCUUCAGGGUGAUCGGCGUGGUGUCCAAUUCCGCCGACUUUGCGAAGGCCUACCACUGCAAACCUGGCAGCCCCAUGAACCCAAUUAAGAAAUGCGUCGUCUGGUAGAAGACGAAGAAUACAGCAUACCGCAUAAGUGUCGUCGUUACGAGCCUGAACUUUUGCACCGGGAUUUUUACCGCGGACGCUCAUCGUGCUUCUGACCACCGUCGCCACGACAAGGACAGGUCCCGCGCAAGUUCCGUCUCCACGUCAACAGUCGUCCGAAGCUACCCACCCCAAACACACCUUUUUUUUCCCACCUUGAUCGCUUUCACA
Rhipicephalus microplus (southern cattle tick) is the source of this 2880-nucleotide messenger RNA. Its product is annotated as neprilysin-1. Gene Ontology annotation, cellular component: plasma membrane. Gene Ontology annotation, molecular function: metalloendopeptidase activity. The record is from RefSeq and is a predicted model, not a curated record. Gene Ontology annotation, biological process: protein processing. Lineage: Eukaryota; Metazoa; Arthropoda; Arachnida; Ixodida; Ixodidae.